AUGCCGCAAGGUUCUCUCCCAGUUCGUCACCUUGGAGUCCCACUAUGCACAAAGAAGCUUUCAUUACACAACUGUGAAGUCUUAAUUCAGCAAAUAAAAAGCAAAUUCAACUCAUGGAGUGUGAGAGCCUUAUCUUUUGCUGGGCGUCUACAACUUAUCAAGACUGUUAUUGCCGGAAUAACAAACUUCUGGUGUUCAUCCUUUGUGCUCCCUAAAGCAUGCAUCAAACGUAUAAACUCGCUCUGCGGAGUUUUCCUAUGGAAGGGUAACAUUGAAGUCAGACACACAGCAAGAGUUAGUUGGGAAGUUGUGACAAGACCGAAAUCAGAAGGAGGAUUAGGUGUUCGGAACCUGGAGAUAUGGAACAAAGCUUGUAUAUUGAAACUGAUUUGGCUUCUUUUCUUUGAAGCUGGCUCCAUUUGGGUGGCUUGGUUUACAGACACGGUGCUAAAUGGUGAUCUCAACUCAUUCUGGACGGUCAAACCAAAUCCAAGGAACUCAUGGUUAGUAAAUAAACUACUCAAAUCAAGGAGUGAGAUUUAUAACUGGAUUAAACUUCGAGUAAGGAAUGGAGACACCUGCCGUUUUUGGACUGAUAAUUGGUCAGACUUUGGUUGUUUGAGAAGCUUCCUGGCGAAUGACUUCAACUCCACGCUAGGAAUCCGAGAGAAUGCUACUUUGUCUUCUCUAUACAGGAAUGAUCACUGGCUUUUGCCACAUCCUAGGUCAGAGAAGCAGCUUCAGCUCCAUGCUUUCCUCACUACAAUUGAGUUCACAACAGAAGCGGACUAUUAUGAGUGGGAACUAGAAGGUAACACUUACAAAACCUUCUCUACUGGUCAAGUUUAUGGAAUCUUAACUGGACAGGGAAUCUCUGUUCCCUGGGCGCAUAUUGUUUGGAUUGUGGGGGGUAUUCCAAAACACUCGUUCCUCUGUUGGCUCUUUCUCCUUAACCGCUGCCCCACAAGGGAUAGAUUAUUGAGUUGGGGCCUUCAAACACCACCGACUUGCUUGCUCUGUAACUCGUCACCGGAGUCAAGGGACCAUCUCUAUUUCCUGUGCCCCUAUACUUGGAGCUUGUGGAAUCAACUAGCUCGUCGCUGCGGCCUGAACCCACAACAACAAUGGAGUAAUGUCAUAACUCAACUUCAAUCACACAGUAGCCGAACCUGGAAAGGAAAACUGAUCUUACUUACAUGGCAGAGCUGCAUCUCUUGGACAUGGCAGGAAAGAAACAAUCGACUACAUCGCAAUAGCUUCCGUUCGGUGGAUGGGUUAAUGAAGCUGAUUGAUCGUCAAAUCAGGGACAAAAUUCUGAGCUUUCGUGAUAAGAAUCCUCUUCUCUCUUCAAGGAUGAUGCAAAAAUGGCUUGCAUGA
Molecule: messenger RNA, 1377 nt
Organism: Raphanus sativus (radish)
Lineage: Eukaryota; Viridiplantae; Streptophyta; Magnoliopsida; Brassicales; Brassicaceae
Exons: 1
Coding region: 1-1377 (458 amino acids)
Source: RefSeq, a predicted model, not a curated record